Messenger RNA from Pogona vitticeps (central bearded dragon), 3287 nucleotides. The record is from RefSeq and is a predicted model, not a curated record. Lineage: Eukaryota; Metazoa; Chordata; Lepidosauria; Squamata; Agamidae.
CAUGAUCCUGUAUCCCAUGAUACAGAAGCCAAUUGCUGGAAUCACAAAGAUUGAGAAAGAAGCCUUGUUAGUCAUAGAUGUAUCCCCCUAGCAACAAUAGACUUUCUGAUGCUGAAUCCCCUGUCAAGGUGCUUUCUGGUUUCUUGGACAGGCCAGUCCUACACUUGACUUUAGGGAACAAUUUUCAAUAAAGCAUACAUAUUGCAAAUUGAGUUUGGUUGCAAGAGAUUCUUUAGAUCCCAUUACUUGUGAUCUACUGAAAUGGCAGUCACCCAUUGAAGAGCCUGGCAUUGGGAGAUUCCUGAAGCACUUGCACGUCACAAUUAGCAAUGGAGUAUGAGAGGAGAGGUGGUCGAGGUGAUCGGACAGGUCGUUACGGUGCUGUUGACCAGACCCAUGAUGAAAGUUCGGAAGGCCGGAACCAGAGGGAUCACGAUUAUAGGGACAUGGAUUAUCGAUCUUAUAUGAGAGAUUUCAACAACCAGGAGCCUACCAAUGAUUAUGAUGAUUCUUCUGAAGAACACAGUGUGGAGGAUUCCUAUGAAGCCUCCUCUGGAUCAGAGACACACCGUAGAAAACGAGAUAGCCCCAGUGAACAGAUUGGAUUUCCCGGUGAUGGUGACUACCGAGACCAGGACUACCGAACCGAGCCGGAGGAGGAAGAACAGAAAGCUAGCAGCAUCAUCAUGUUGAGGAUGCUACCCCAAUCUGCAACUGAAAAUGAUAUCCGGGCUCAGCUGCAGGCACAUGGAUUCCAGCCCCGGGAGGUGCGGCUGAUGCGGAAUAAAGCUUCAGGUCAGAGCCGGGGCUUCGCCUUCGUCGAGUUUAAUCACUUGCAGGACGCUACACGAUGGAUGGAAGCCAAUCAGCACUCCCUCACCAUCCUUGGCCAGAAGGUCUCCAUGCACUACAGUGACCCUAAACCCAAGAUCAAUGAGGACUGGCUGUGCAGCAAGUGUGGAGUGCAGAAUUUCAAGCGCAGAGAGAAGUGCUUCAAAUGUGGCAUUCCCAGAUCUGAAGCUGAGCAGAAGCUACCCCCCGGUAGUCGUUUGGAUCAGCUAGUGGCUCUUUCGGGGCGUGAGCUCAGCCAAGGCCUUCUGCCCCUCCCACAGCCAUACCAGGUGUCAGCAGCUCUUUCAACUCAGCCAGUGGCCCAGAUGUCUGAACCCUGUGCAGAAAAUGCUAAUGACACCAUCAUCUUGCGAAACCUGAAUCCUCAUAGUACAAUGGACUCUAUUUUAAGUGCCUUGGCACCAUAUGCUGUACUAUCCUCAUCAAAUGUCCGUGUGAUUAAAGACAAGCAGACGCAGCUCAACCGUGGUUUUGCAUUCAUCCAGUUGUCUACCAUUGUGGAAGCAGCUCAGUUGUUGCAGAUCCUUCAAGCCCUGCAUCCACCCCUGAACAUCGAUGGCAAAACAAUUAAUGUGGAAUUUGCCAAAGGUUCCAAGCGGGACAUGAGUUCAUCAGACGGAAACCGUAUCAGUGCUGCUUCUGUUGCCAGCACGGCCAUUGCAGCUGCACAGUGGGCUAUCUCACAGGCAUCCCAGGGUGGCGAGGCAGCCUGGACAGCUCAAGAUGAGCAAUCUGUGGACUAUGGCUACUACCAGCAGGAAGAAGCAUACGGUGCUCAAGGUUUGGAAAGUGCAGCAUACUCGCAAGCAUAUUUGAAAAGCUCCCAGUCACAGUCUGGGGCAGCAGCCGCUGGAAAGGUGGACAAGGUCCACGGUGAGGGCUCAUUAUCAGGCACUGAGGCAUCACUGGAACCUGGAGUACCAGGUGUAGAUCCUGUGCCUGUCCUACCAGCUUUUCCCCGCGGUGCCCAGACCACAACUGUACCCGUCACAUACCAGGCAGCUGGCAACAGUGAAGGGACAGGUUCUACCCAGGGAAAUGCUGCUAGUGCACAGUCAUAUACCAUAGUCUCACCUGCUGUGCUGAAACCUGAUGUGCCUAGUAGUGCUCAGUCCUCCAGUACAACUCCGGGUGUAUCCAGCAGCACUUCCAAUCUGCCCGUUGCAAGUACUGUAGGGCAGGAACCUUACACACAAUACCCUGUCCCAGAUGUUUCUACAUAUCAAUAUGAUGAAAGCUCUGGUUACUACUAUGACCCUCUGACUGGCCUCUACUAUGACCCCAAUUCCCAGUAUUACUACAAUGCCCAGACACAGCAGUACCUGUACUGGGAUGGGGAGAGGCGCACCUAUGUUCCAGCCUCAGACCAGGCCUCUGACAGCCACAAGGAUGGCAGCAGUUCAGGGGGUGGUAGUGGCAAAGAGGGCAAAGAGAAGAAGGAGAAGCAUAAAACAAAAACUGCCCAGCAGAUUGCUAAAGACAUGGAGCGCUGGGCUCGUAGCCUCAACAAACAGAAGGAGAAUUUUAAGAACAGCUUUCAGCCAGUCUCUUCCAUACGAGAGGAUGAAAGGCGGGAAUCAGCCACAGCUGAUGCUGGCUAUGCCAUCCUUGAGAAGAAGGGGGCUUUGGCGGAGAGGCAGCAUGGUGGCAUGGACCUAUCCAAGCUUGCUGGCGAUGAUAGGCUGAGUCCGCCACGAGGGUUAGUGGCUGCUUACAGUGGUGAGAGCGACAGUGAGGAGGAGCAGGAAAAGACUGCUGAUCGGGAAGAGAAACUGACUGAUUGGCACAAACUGGCCUGUCUGCUUUGUCGUAGACAAUUUCCCAGCAAGGAAGCCCUUAUUCGUCACCAGCAGCUUUCAGGAUUACACAAGCAAAAUUUGGAAAUUCAUCGACGGGCACACUUAUCGGAGCAGGAACUUGAAGCACUUGAGAAAAAUGACAUGGAGAUGAAGUACCGAGAUCGUGCAGCUGAACGAAGGGAGAAGUAUGGUGUCCCUGAGCCACCAGAACCCAAGAAAAGGAAGUAUUCAGCAGUCUCCCCAGCCACUGUGGAUUUUGAACAACCAACACGGGAUGGACUUGGCAGCGACAACAUUGGCAGCCGCAUGCUGCAGGCUAUGGGCUGGAAAGAAGGCAGCGGGCUGGGCCGCAAAAAGCAGGGUAUCAUUGCCCCCAUUGAGGCGCCAACACGAGUACGUGGAUCUGGCCUGGGUGCCCGCGGCAGCUCUUAUGGGGCGGUAGCAUCAGAGUCCUACCGUGAGGCAUUGCACAAGACAAUGCUAACACGUUUCAAUGAGUCAGACUGAAAGCGAAAGCUCUGUGAGGAGCGCACGCCUGUACAGUAUUUGCUGCUGACUGUCUCCCUCAACCCCACAGCCCUACUUUCACACAGUGUUCCUUUGGUUGACUUUUUUUUAAUUAAAUGUUAAAACAGA